This is a messenger RNA of Triticum aestivum (bread wheat), 876 nucleotides long. RefSeq names its product probable phytol kinase 2, chloroplastic. Gene Ontology annotation, molecular function: kinase activity. Lineage: Eukaryota; Viridiplantae; Streptophyta; Magnoliopsida; Poales; Poaceae. The transcript has 7 exons. The coding region runs from base 1 to 876 and encodes 291 amino acids. The record is from RefSeq and is a predicted model, not a curated record.
AUGCUCUGCCUCGGCGUCCAUCCCUUCUCCCCGGCUUCCUCCUCCCCACUCCACACCUGCCUCCUAUCGAGACCGCUCCGCUCACCUGCCGGCGCCGCGCUGACUGCCUCCUCCUUGGUGCCGCCAUCCGUCUGCUGCGGCUGCACUGCUGGCCGGAGCCGGCGUGCAACGACGAUGGCCGCGGUGUUCUCGCCGGUGGGCAGCAGCGGCCUGGUCCAGGACCUCGUGUCCAGUGGCGUAGCCAGCCUGAUUUGUCAGGAUGGUCCGAGACUCAAUAGGAAACUUAUGCACAUAACUAUUGGGAUGGUACCCUUGCUCUUUUGGCCCCUUUUCAGUUCGGGAAGGUAUGCUCCUUUCCUUGCUGCACUUCCGUCUGCGAUUAAUAUUUUAAGGACUCUUCUAUUGGGGCUAGGAAUAAGAAAAAAUGAAGCAGUAGUCAAAAUAUUGAGCCGAUCUGGAGACCACAGGGAAUUUCUCAAGGCACCAUUGUAUUAUGUUACUGCUAUAGCUUUGGCCACUUCUGUAUUGUGGAGAACAUCUCCAAUUGCUAUAGCACUUAUCUGCAACUUAUGCGCCGGAGAUGGUGUAGCAGACAUAGUGGGGAGACGUUUAGGGAAAGAAAAGCUUCCAUACAACUCCAACAAGUCAUAUGCUGGAAGCAUAGCCAUGGUUGUGGCCGGUUUCUUGGCUUCGGUUGGGUGCAUGCAUUAUUUUCACACUUUUGGUUUCAUUGAGGAAAGUUGGCACAUGACGUUCGGCUUCCUUGUGGUCUCCAUAGCCGCGGCACUUGUAGAGUCACACCCCAUCAGCACUGAACUGGAUGACAAUUUAACUGUACCUCUCCCGUCAUUCCUGGUUGGUAGCCUCAUUUUAUGA